UAUUUAUAUGUCCUUCCCUCCCUAAGCUAGACUCCAUUCUCUUUCUAUCCCUCUCUAACACAAUUUUAAAAGAGAAUCAAAAGCUCAGUUUAGCAGAAUUUAUGGAUAACCAGAACAAUGCUCUUCUUGGCUGGCCUUACUAUUCUCAUGGAAAGACUACAGAGGAGCUAAGACACUCUCUUUUGUGCACAACACUAGAUCUUGAACAAACAAAGAUGUUUGCUCAUGAGGAAAUAAGGAAAAGAGAUGAACAAUUGAUCCAUCUCAGAGACAUCCUAACCAAAACCAUCAAAGAAAGAGACGAGGCUCUCGAGAAAUGCCAACGUCUCAUGUUGGAUAACAACUCGCUUCAACACCAGCAGCAAAAGGAUAUGACUCCUCCUUUAUCAGGAGCUUCAAGCAUUGAAGAUGAAACAUUGCAGCCUCAACAAGUAGCAUCCAACAAGGGUUUCUCGUCCUCGGAUUGCGAAGAAAGCUUUAUGUCAGCCAAUGAUCAUGUCAUGAACCCACACUCAUCUCAGCUUGAAAAUGUCUCAGGAAAUGAGACUAUGGAUCCUUUGUUUAUAGAGAAGCCAUUGCCUGAAAAGGGUAAACUCUUACAAGCUGUUAUGAAGGCAGGGCCAUUGCUUCAGACACUACUCUUAGCCGGUCCAUUACCUCAAUGGCAACACCCACCACCGCUUCUCAAGACUUUCGAGAUCCCUCCAGUCACCAUCCAAUGUCCAAAUGUCAACAAUGGCUGUGGAAAAUUCAACAGGAAGAGAGUAUUCUCAGAUGAGUCGUUUUCAAAAACUAAGUAUCAGAAACUUCUUCUCCACUAACCAACACAGUUCUGGCCGCUGGUUUUGAUUCUUACUCAAGUAGUACUAUUAGUCAUCUAAUAUACCAUCACAUAGGUCAGUUUCAGGGUUAAUCUCACUUAGGGGUCAAGUGAGAGUGGUCUUUUGUACAUUAGGGCUUUUGAUUAUGCUCCAUUGUGAGGGGACAGAGUCUGAUCCAUUUAGGGUUUAGAUUUAGAGUGAUGGGAAAGAAAGACCACAAAAAAAACUCCCCUGGUUUUAUUUUAAUACUAUGUGAGAGUUUGCUAUUUCACUUUAUUUCUAUAGGGAUGCUUGCUGUUUUUUUUGGUUUGGGUUUUGUAUCUCGAAUGUUUUGGCUCCAUAAUGCGUUGAGUUAGGGUUUGUUUUUUUCCUUCUUCUUAUGUUCAAGAUUUUUCCAUCUACCACCAGCUGGGGGUGUAUAUCAUGUUGUAUCUAAAGCUCAAGACUUAAGCUUCACUGAUUUUUCUUCUUCUAAAUGUGAUGUUAUGUUCCUGGCUUCAUAGUGUAAUGUUAUGUUCCUGGCUUCAUAGUGUAAUUAGUUAUAUUAAAGAUGUUUUAUUUUUUGUCGCCUUCA
Raphanus sativus (radish) is the source of this 1395-nucleotide messenger RNA. RefSeq lists its product as uncharacterized. Lineage: Eukaryota; Viridiplantae; Streptophyta; Magnoliopsida; Brassicales; Brassicaceae. The coding region runs from base 102 to 821 and encodes 239 amino acids. The transcript is spliced from 2 exons. The record is from RefSeq and is a predicted model, not a curated record.